UUCGAAGUCUCCAGAUGGACGCUGCGACCUCUGCUGUGUUUACACUUAAAAAUACUUAAUCUGGUCGUCUUCUUUCUUCGAAAUGAGGGUCGUUUUCCUUUGCAAAGGAAGCAGAGGAGACGUUGGACCGGUUUUGUCGUUGCUGCUUGGUUACAAAYAUAAUGUACCCARUGAUGACUGUGUUCUGGUAACUCAUUCCAUUCAUAAAACAAAGUUUAAGGCAGUUUUGGACAAAAAUGGAAUUGAGUUUGUGUCCCUGAAUGAUGCAACCCAACAGGAUUCCAUUGAAACACCCAUGCACAAAACAGAGUUACAAGUSAGUAGUGGUAAGGGAUUYUCAGACAAAGAGCGUCAAGAUAGAGUCAUGGAAAUGCAUUGCAGUCUAAAGGCUUGCAAAGGAGCAGGUGCCAUUGUCUUCAAUUUGUUUGCUUGCGAGGGAUGGUUUAUUGCUCAGUACUUAAAGAUACCAUGYGUAGCAGUUUCUCCAUUCGCUGURACCAGAACUCCACCAGUAAAGUUUGAGAAUAAGUUUUUGGAUGCGUAUCCUGACCUGUAUGGCAGAUUGAUCAAUGCRCCYCCAGGAUGUGUAUCAUAUGGAGACGUAGAUCACUGGAUGUGGAGGUUAUACCUUGAYGACUUUGGAGAAUUCUGUGACUCCCUUGGGCUUCCUGUGUGUCCAUACUCUGAGCUAUCCCAAGAUGACCCKCUGCCGUCCCCAACACCUUUGCUUUAUGGCAUCAGUCCUACAGUGCUUGAAAAACCAAACUAUUGGCCAAACAGUGUCACUGUAUGUGGUUACUGGUUCACGGACCUGUCAUACCCAAGUCUCAGUGACGUCACAGUAYUAUGUCCCUCGUACCAGACCUCUGUCCGUGUCCUCUUCAAAGACUUUAUGAUGACACUCAGCGAACAGCAACAGCGYCCUUUGUACAUUGGAUUUGGAUCUAUGGAAGAGCUGGGAUUUUUCUCGAGUCUUGACAGUGUGGAAAUUAUUGGAAUCAUCAAUGAAGGUCUCCUUGAGUGCGAUAUCAAAGCCUUUCUGCAYGUCGAACCAGAUUCCGUCAUGCUCAAAGCUUGGGAAAUCAUGCACAARAACGUCGUAAACUGCAAUAUCUACUGCAUAACACAACAAGUCUCGCAUACCCAACUCUUCYCACAAUGCCUUGCAAUCAUGCACCAUGGUGGAAGCGGUACAGUUGCUGCGGCAAUCCGUGCUGCAGUUCCGCAAAUCGUAUGCCCCUUUAUGUUCGACCAGUCGUAUUGGGGCGAUAAAGUUGCUUGGAUGGGAGUUGGAGAGUCUUUGGGCCAUCUGCGCUCCUUGACUGUUGCCUCGUUUGUCAGUGCGUUGAAAACCAUUACUCAGAGCARUUGCCUGGCAACAGUAACAAAGUACAAUGAGCUUUUGAGCACAGAGAAUGGUAUUGAUAAAGGGGUAGAAAUUUUAAAGGAUGUGUUUCAUGAGUCCGGGCGAGCGGCGUCUCCCAAUGCGUCCGAAAUUUCAACUUCUCUUUAAAAUCUUCAAAUUCCGUUAAUCUGAGUUGUAUAACCCAGAAUUCUUGAAAACUAACAUUCUGAGGAUGCAACGCGGACUAGAUUCCGUAGAUUUCUAAAUAAUUUGCACGAUACAUUUUGCGGUUAUGUGUGACACACGUCAUUUGCAAGCUGCUGUAAAAAGUCGUCAGGAUUCAACGUCAUUUCUAGCGUAUUUUCUAACUCAAGGCCUUCUAACGCAGACAUUAUCGAAAAUUUCAUAGUUAUUGAGGCCCAUUGUUGAGUGUAACAUCUGUUUACUCUCUAGUUAUGGAUACUACGCACUUAGAAUUUAAUCGACAUACAUUCUGUAUAUUUUUUGUAAAAAUAACCUCUAUAUCAGCUAUAUAAGUCUAGGACAUCUSUAGCAUGCUAUGAACACUAAGGCUCUCAUUCGGGACCCUUAAGGCCCGUUUUCACUUGCGAUUUUUGGAGAGAGAUUCUCUCGGCGAUCGUCGCGCGGCCAUCCCCUGAGUUUCGAACAUGCUUGAAAGUUGGCUGCAACUUCGUGGCGAUUUUCCAGCUCCGCAACAAUCGCAGUGGUGUUUACACGCACCAUUUUAGUUGCGCGAUAGCAAAGUGACGAUUAUCGCACUGCAAAAAUCUCAAGUGUAAACGGUCCUUUGGAGUCCCAAAGGACCGUAAGAUGUAUAUAUUAAUUUGUAGAGCGGUAUGUGGACUGAGAUGCAGUUGAUAAGUGUAGUUAAUAUUGGUCAUAUGGCCAUAUAAAUUGCAUUGCAGAUUGGAAGCGUGUAGUGUGGGAUGAGCCCAAGUUUCGUGUUUAUUAGUGGUGUGGAUGUUUAUAACUGGUAGUGUUAGACGUACUACGCGAGUAAACGAGAAUCAUAAAGUAGUAUAUCAAGUGUAAAUUUGUACAAGUUUUUCCUCGUUACCAGACCUCUGACGUCCACUUUGCGAUGCAAUUUAUAUUAGUGUCAAACACAAAGGUACUGAUUACAAUGACGCCUAUUUAAUAAAAAYUAUCUUACUUUAUGGUUGUCACAUAAGAGUCAUAAGUACAGGGUACUCGAGUUGGUAUGUAAUUGAAACUUCAAGUGGUUUCAAAACUGACUGUAGAUUGAUUAGUGUAAAAUUGUGUAAUGAUUUGUAAGGGAAUUACCAAUUUGUAAUAGAAGARAGCGMUCUUAGGCUGGUGAACUCUAAGGAAAGUCACUAAGGGUAUUGAAAAGUUUCCUUUUAACUUCUCCGUGCGGAGUUAAUAUCUUGAGUGAUAAGAUCGGAAUGAAUAAAAUGAGAUCCAAGCCAC
Exaiptasia diaphana is the source of this 2797-nucleotide messenger RNA. Its product is annotated as sterol 3-beta-glucosyltransferase. The record is from RefSeq and is a predicted model, not a curated record. Lineage: Eukaryota; Metazoa; Cnidaria; Anthozoa; Actiniaria; Aiptasiidae. The transcript is spliced from 7 exons. The coding region runs from base 83 to 1513 and encodes 476 amino acids. Gene Ontology annotation, molecular function: UDP-glycosyltransferase activity.